AUGGUUGACUACUACCAUCAGCCGCCGUCCUACCAUCCGGGCCAGCCCGGCGGCCACGACUACACCCAGCAGGAGGAGGAGUGGGACCGCGAAGGGCUCCUCGACCCCGCCUGGGAGAAGCAGCAGAAGAAGGUACUUGAGGAUGAAAAAUGCGCUAAAAUUUGACCCUAAGGGUUUUUUUUUUGUGAUUUAUAUGAUUCUGGGGAAUAUUUUGGGCUGAAAAAUGAGCUUUCUGUUGGAAAAAUGAACAGAUUCGUGAUCUUAAUUCUGAAAAAUGUGUAUAAAAAUCGACUUUCUCCGUUUUUUUAAUUCGAGAAAAAAAGUUGAGCUGAAAAUCGAGCUUUCUGUUGAAAAAAUGAUCAGAUUUGAGGGUUUAUUUUGAAAAAUGUGGGUAAAAAUCGACUUUAAUCGCUUUUUUCAGAUUUUUUUUGAGUUUGAGAAUAAAUUUGGGCUGAAAAAUGAUCUUGAUGUUGAAAAAAUGAACAGAUUCGAGGUUUAUUCUGAAAAAUGUGGGCUCUAAUUGACUUUAGGCACUUUUUUCAGAGUUUUUAUGAUUCCAGAAAAAUUUUGGGCCGAAAAAAUGAGUUUUUCUGUUGAAAAAAUGAACAGUUUUAAGGGCUUUAUCCUGAAAAAAAUUGGGCUAAAAUCGACUUUUCUCACUCUUUUUUUCAAAUUUGUUGGUUUGAAUGUUCAUAUUUUCUAUAAGAAAAGCAGCAAAAGAAAUAUAAGAUGAUUCUGAGAAAAAAAAACUCUGAAAAAAAUGAAAUUUCCUUGGAAAAAAAUUAACAGACCCGGGGAUUUAUUUUUGAAAAAAAUGGCCUAAAAAUCGACUUUUUCCAGUUUUUUUCCAGUCUGGAUUUGUUUAAAAAAAUUAGUUAUUUUUUUGUCUUCUUUCAUGAUUUUUUUAGAAUAAAUUUGAAGAAUAUAAGAAAUAGGGUGAUGGAAAUUUGCACUUUGAUGGAAUAAAAAGCUCCGGAAUUUUUCUUUUUUUACGAAAAAAAUUUGAAUUCCUAACCGAUUGUCCAUUUUUUCAUGAGCAAAAAAUUGAAAAAAUCGCUUAAUCAUUUUUUAAUUGAAGGUGCGAGUUUUUUAGAGCAGUUUUUGUGUUUUUCAAUAACUGACACAGUUUUGAGGUUCAAAAAGGCUUGAUUUUCCGGUUUUUGGGUUUCUAGUUGUAAAUUUUUGCUAGUUUUUCUCUCAUUUUUUGAUUUUUCCUAGUCUUUUGAUCAUUUUUCUAUGAUUUUUUUGUAUAAAUCCUAUAUGAAUAUAGCUUUCCCCCGCACCACUUGACACAGAGACGCCGAAAAAUGAAACAACGAACUCGUUUCCCUUGGCGGCCAUUUUCUCGGCCACUUGCCGCGAAAAAUUGAAAGGCAAGAGCCAUUACGGUCAUUCAUAAUUCCCAUCGUCCGAAUCGAAAUGCAACUUGAGAGUGCAAUUUUCAAAGAGGGAUUUCAACGGGAUCUAGGAGGGCUUUCCGAGGGAUUUUCUGGGAGAUUUUGAGGCUCAAAGUGUUUUGGAAAAGUUCUAGGGCAUUUUUACUCGAUAAACUUGAGAUUUUGUCUUUUUUUGGGGUCUCUGAGUCGAAAAAGGCAACUUGAGUGUGACAUUUCCAAAGAGGGAUUCUAUCGGGAUCUGGAAGGGCUUUUGGAGGAAUUUUGUGAAAGAUUUUUGAGGCUCAACGGGUUUUGGAAAAGUUCUAGGACAUUUUUACCUGAGAUUUCGUCUUUUUUUGGGGUCUUUGAGUCAAUAAAUGCAACUUGAGAGUGAAAUUUCCAAACAGGGAUUCUAUCGGGAUCUAUGAGGGAUUUUCUGGGGAAAUGCAGGAUUUACGGGCCCUUUGAGCGUUCGUUAGGGGUGCAAAAAGGUUUCCAAUGAUUGUUCUUAAACGGUUCCUUUUUACUGCCUUUUUCCACCCUUUCAUCGGCCUUUAUCCACCCUUUUUCGACCCUUUUGAGAGCCACAAAAAUUUUUAAAUUGAGAAUAAUCUUUACCAGUGACUGUGUAUGCACCAAAAUGUGCUACAGUAAUAAAAUCGAAAAUCAUCAAUGGCCCUUUUUGCACCCUUUUUUGAACCCACCAAGAAAAAAAGGCUCAAUAAAGGCCACGAAACGGAACCCUUUCAGCGGCCAUUUUGCACCCGUUUUCCGCACUUCUGACUUUGGCAAUGAUCAGAGGGAUUUAGAAAAACGGUUCUAGGUCAUUUUUGCUCGAUAAAUUCAAGAUUUUGCCAUUUUUUGGGGUUUUGAAUCGAAAAAUGAACGAUUUUUAGCUUUUAUUGAGAUGAAAUGUAGCUUAAAUAUCACUAAAUUCAUUAUUUUCUGGUCAUUUUUGGGACAAUUUCGGAUUUUUGUAGUGUUUCUUCUUCUCAUUUUUUUCUGUAAAAAAAUGAUUAUUUUAAUCAUAAAACUUUCAUUUUUUUAAAUUUUCUUCAGAAAAAAAGCUAUUUUUUUAACAUAAAAUAAUAGAUUGUAAGAAAAAAAUAUGUCUUUUUUUGUUCGAAAAACUUGAAUAUUUCAUGAUUCUCCCCGUUUUGAUGCUUUAAAAUGGCUUGAACAAAUUUUUCUCAUCCUUGAAAAAAAAAAACCGGAUUUUUUCUUUGAAGACACUUAUUUAUACAGUGUCAAAAAGAAGCGUCACCUCGAGUUUUUUUCCGUGUUGAUUCAACUUUUUUUUCCGACGAAAAAUGAUUCAGCCACUUUUUUUUUCUGUUUAUCUAUCUUCAUUUUUUGUUUGCAAAACGAAAUCCUUGAAAAAUCGAGUGGAAAAUAUUUUUUUAGUAGUGGAAAAAAAUGAGGGGAAAAACAUGAAAAAUAUGUGGAUUUUUGGGUAAAAUUUGGUUUUUUUGGGCUGGAAAUUGGAUUAUUAAUUUUCUGAAAAACCUUUUUGGUUGCAAAAAAAUAAAUUUUUUUCGAGGGGGGUUAAAAAAACGUUGGUUUUUUUCUGAAAAAAAUGGUAAAUUAGUUUUCUGAAGCUCUGGUUCAUUAAAAAAAGAUAAAAACUCUUUUUUUCUUUCUUUUUUUGAUCAAUCCUCGAAAAAAAUUUGUGGGGGGUUUAAUCAGGGCCAAUAACAUGAAAAAAAUACAAUAUUUUUCGAGAAAGUUGGUUUUUUUAGGUUGAAAAAUAGGGUCAUUUAUUAUAUAAAAUUCCUUAUUUUUUUGUUUUCGAAAUCAAAUCCUCAAAAAAAUAAUUUUGGGGGGGUUGGUUGGCUUGAACUAUCAGGACAAAAAAACAUAAAAAAUGUUGGAUUUUUGGGAAAAGUUGGUUUUCAUAGUUAAAAAAACCGAUUCAUUUAUUUUCUAAGCUUCAUUUUUCUUUGCGAAUGGCAGAUGCCUUGAGGGCGUAUUACAGCAAGAGAGUAUUUAGCCAAAGAUCUGUCAACUCGAGGCUUUUUUUCCUGUGUUUUUCUAUGUUUGUUGGCUGAGUGAUGGCCAAAGUGUGUGCAACUCGAUCCGAUCCCGGAGAGUGUGAAAAAUAAAAGAUUUGAAGGGGUUUUUUGUUGCUUUUUUUGAAGGAAAGUGGAAGAAGAGAUGAUUUUUUGAAGUUUUUUUUGGUUAUUUUGAACUUCCAGAAUCAAAUUUUUCAGUAGUUUUGGUAAUUUUUUUGAGUAAAAAAGAUUUGAAGCUUAAUAAUUAACGAAAAAGGUAUUUUUUUUAAAAAUCCCCCCUUCGCAAGCCAAACUUUGACGGCUGGGGGGGGGGGGGCUAUUCUCAUUCUAGUAUCAAAAACUUUUUGGUUAGAGCUGAAGUAAAUAUGAAAGGCUAUUUCUUAUUCUAGAUUCGGCCCCCGCCCCUCUUCAAUUUUUGGAUUAAUCAAUACAAGCUUUUUUUCCGGAUCAUUCCACCCCCAAACCAGCAGAGCAGAUAUAUUUCACCUGUCAGAGAGGGGGAGGAAGUCAAAAAAAGUCAAAAAAAUAAUGAAUCAAAAAGGCCCCUCGCCCCCCCUCCUACAUUCGAAAAUAGUUCACCUCUUCUAGAAUCCCCCAGCAGAACAAAGGGGGAGGGCGUACGGAUGGGACUUCUUAAAUAAGACGGGGGGUGAAUUUCGGAAAAAAAGAUAAUUUUUGUGAGUUUUCGAAGAAAGUUGGUUUGAUGAAAAAUCGUCAAACUGCAACAUAAAAUCAAAAAAAUGAAAUGAAUAUCCGGUUUUCAGACCUUCACAGCUUGGUGUAACUCACACUUGCGGAAAGCCGGGACCAGUAUCGAGACGAUUGAAGAGGACUUCCGCAAUGGUUUGUCGAUUUUAUUCUCCUUUUUUGAGCGGGCUAACCCACUAGCGGGUCCGCCCGAUCCAUUUUAUAGUGCGAUAUCCGAUCUGCUUUCAAUGCUUUAGUCAAGAUUUUCUCCCGAGGGAGAAAUUUGGGAGAACCCCUAUUUUUUCCGGUGUUAUCCCGAUUUUUUCCCGCGAUAUCCCGAUUUACUCCCGAGGGAUCCCGAUCUUCUCCCGUGCGAUCCCGAUCUUCUCCCACGGGAUCCCGAUUUACUCCCGCUGUAGAGAAUUAUAAUAGAAAUAGUCAGAAUUGAUAACCUGACCAGUUUUGAAGCAUUUGAACAGGAUUUGAAAGCUCUUUUUCUCUGAUCAAUCAAUCAAUCAAUCAAUUUAUUUUCCGCAACAUCGGGAUGGUAUGGUGAGUUGCAGGGAGGGAAAAAGACCACUAGGUGGAUUAACUAACCCCACCUGCGAAGAAAAAAGUUUUUUGUAUAUAGUCAAUCCUGAUGUUUGUGUUCAUUCAAAAAUCGGAUAAGCAUUCUAAUAUCAAUUUCCAGGUCUCAAGCUCAUGCUACUGCUUGAAGUCAUCUCCGGAGAGCCCCUACCUCGACCGGAUCGCGGAAAAAAAUGCGAUUCCACAAAAAUCGCCAAUGUUAAUAAGGUAUAGUAGAGAAACUUCUCUCGAAAAAAAAGUUAUUUUCCAUAUUUUUGACUUUGUCUGAUUCCUUAGGUGUUUUUGAACUUUUCUUGGUUUUUCAAACUCAGUGAAGUUGCCUUCAGACGCCGAAAUUUUAGCCUUUUUAGGUCUACCAGGAUUUUUUGAGUUUUUUAGAGUAUUUUCCUCAAAAUUAGUUUUUUAUGGACUUUCUUAUGGAUUUCCAAAUAUAGCUUUCCUUUUUUUUAAUUUUUCAGGAUUUUUUUCGAAAUUUUUUUCCUUCAUAUUGGUGUAACUAGAAUUUAUGCACUUUUUUCUCAAAGUCCUUAAUUUUUCAGAAAGAUGAGAUUUUUUACAUGAUGAGGGGUUUUGCAGGGUUUUAAACACGGUUUUCUGAUUUUUUUUUUUUUCGGACUUUCUCCAAAAAAUCAACUUUCUCCAGGCCCUGGAAUACAUCGAAUCAAAAGGCGUGAAGCUGGUUUCGAUUGGAGCCGAGGAAAUUGUCGACGGAAACGUCAAAAUGACGUUGGGCCUCAUUUGGACCAUUAUCCUUCGGUUCGCCAUCCAGGAUAUCAAUGUUGAAGGUGAACAAAAAAAAUUUAUAGUCCAUCCUUUUCGACUUGAAAGUUGGAAGGACCCUUUACGGGCCCUUUGAGGGUCCGUUAUGAGUGCAAAAAGGUUCCCAUUAAUUGUUCCUAAACGGUUUCCUUUUUACAGCCUUUUACCGUCCUUUCCUCGGCCUUUUUCCACCCUUUUUGGACCCUUUUAAAAUUGCAAAUUGAGAAUAAUCUAUACCAGUGGCUGUGUUGCACCAAAAUGUGCCACAGUAUUAAAACUGGAAGAAUCAAUGGCCGAGCCUCUCAGCACCCUUUUUGCACCCUUUUUUGAGCCUUUUCAGCCCACCAAGAAAAAAGCCUCAAUAAAGGCUGCAAAAUGGAAACCUUUUAGCGCCUAUUUUGCACCCAUUUCCCUCCCCCCUUCCGACUUUGGCAGUGGAUGGGGAAGGGAAACGCGUUGCGUACGCGACGCGGCUUUUUCGCGAGGACCUCGAGGCCCACCAUUUUUCCAAGCUCUCUUUUAUUUUGACACUUUUUUUACCUAAUCUCGAUUUUUUUUUAAACCUUGAAAGCAUUUAGUUGAACAAAAAAAACCCAAUGAUUGAUUAAAAACAAACUUCACUCUAAUAAUUUUCAUAGGGAGAAUAUUUUUUUUAUCCAAUUCUUGAAACGUAGAUCAAUUAGGUUGACCUGUGAAUCUUGAUAUCAGAGAAUAUUACAUUUUUUUCUUAAAUUACAGUUUGAAUAUUAUAAUAAUAAUAAUAAGACAUUUUUUUCAAAUUGUGAAUGGGGUUCUUCCGGUAAAAAACAGAGAAAAACCGAAAAAAAUUCAAGGAAAAAAAUAAUUUUCAUAUGAUAUGUUUGACGAUUUUCAAGAUUUUGACCCCCCAUGGUUCUGUAAAAAAAUAUCUUUAUUACCUUUACUUUCUUUCCAGAGCUCUCGGCCCGCGACGGCCUUCUUCUGUGGUGCCAGCGAAAGACGGCCCCCUACAACAAUGUCAACGUGCAGAACUUCCACAACUCCUGGAAGGACGGCCUCGCCUUCUGCGCCCUCAUCCAUCGUCAUCGGUUCAGAAGCAAAGAGUUCUUGACCAAAAAAGGCUUUUUCCAGUCCCGACCUUCUGGACUACUCGCAGUUGCACAAGGGCGACCCCAUCCACAACCUCAACUUGGCCUUCGACAUCGCCGAGAAGCACCUCGACAUCCCGAGAAUGCUCGACGCUGAAGGUUUGUCCCCCGAAAAAGCAAUUUCCAGAGCUUAGAACCUUUUUCUUCAAUAUCACCUUUCCACGACCCUGUACAGACGUGGCACGUCAUCCGGACGAAAAGUCGACGAUGACCUACGUCUCCUGCUUCUACCACGCCUUCAGAAACGCCCGCGAGCAUUCGGUCAGACCCGCGGUCGUCGUUCAGCCGCCACCGCCACCGCCGCCGCCUGAGAGGGACUGGCGCAAAGAUGUGAGCCGCGUGAUGGAGUUUCCAUGUUUUGUGCUGUCUUGUUGACGUUGAGAAGACGUCCUGGAGGUUUCCUUCCAUGUCCGAGUGGUUCUGUAUGAGCUGAAGAUGUCUUUUUGCGAUUUCUGCCGACGUCGAAAUCCCUAUAUAGUCGUGAAGAAGUCACACACUGCCCCAGCGAUUCUGUAUGAGCUGAAGGUGUCUUUUUUUGGCUUCUUCUGACCUCGAAGAUGUGCUGAAGCCGUGAAGGUCUCAUAUUCUGUCCGAAAGGUUUUGUAUGAGCUGAAGAUGUCUUUUUGCGAUUUCUUGCGUCGUCAAAGACGUUCUCAAGUCGUGGAGAAGUCUCUUACUGUUCCAGUAGUUCUGUAUGAGCUGAAUAUGUCUUUUUUUGCGACUUCUGCUGACCUAGAAGACGUGCUGAAGUGAUGAAGGUGUCAUAUCCAUUCCGAAAGGUUCUGUAUGAGCUGAAGCUUUCGGAAUCUUUUUUUCGACUUUUGGCGACGUCGUAGACGUGCUGAAGCCGUGAGGAAGUUUUUUACUGUGCCAGUGGAUCUGUAUGAGCUGAAGUUGCCUUCUUUUGAGUUUUGUUUACUUUGAAGACGUGCUGAAGUCAUGAAUGGGUCUUAUUAUGUCCGAAAGGUUCUGCAUGACUGAAGAUGUCUUUUUUUCGACUUUUGGCGACGUCGUAGACGUGCUGAAGCCGUGAAGAAGUUUUUUACUGUGCCUGUGGAUCUGUAUGAGCUGAAGACGCCUUUCUUUGAGUUUUGAUUUUUUCAAAGACGUGCUGAAGUCAUGAACAACUCAUAUACUGUCCGAGUGACUCUGUGUGAGCUGAAGUCGCCUUUCUUUGAGUUUUGGUUACUUUGAAGACGUGCUGAAGUCAUGAAGGUGUCUUAAUAUGUCCGAAAAGUUCUGUAUGACUUGAAGAUGUCUCUUUGCGAUUUCCUGCGACGUCAAAGACGUUCUAAAGCCGUGAAGGUCUCAUAUUCUGUCCGAAAGGUUCUGCAUGACUACAGAUGUUGUCUUUUGACUUUUGACGACGUCGAAAACGUUCUGGGGUCGUGAGGAAGUCAUCUACCAUCCCGGUGGUUCUCUAAAAGCUGCUGGUGUCUUUUUCGACUUUUAGUGACCUCAAAGACUUUCUGGAGUUGUGAAAGUGUCAUGUCCGAGUGAUCCUGUUUGAGCUGAAGAUGUCUUUUUUUGAAAAAGUUUCCGGAGGGCGUCAAGGAGACGUUCGCAAACGACUGUAGACAUCAGCGUCUCAUCGUGUGAAGUUCUGGAAUGCCAUAUCAUGUUGACACGAUGCCCAGAAUUCCUCUGUCGAGUUUGAGGACUUCCGGAAGUUCUGAAUGAUGAUUUCAAGAAGGCGUUGUUCCGAAGCCUUGGAAGUUAUCAAGAAGACGUUCAGAGAAAUUUUUCUGUUGAAUUCGUCGCAGUUGAACUGUAGACAGGCCUCGACAUACGACAUGAGUGAUUCUGAAGCCUUACAGAAGCCAUGAAGGCGUCAUGUUCUGUCCGAGUGAUUUUAUAUGAACUGAAAAUGUUUUUUUUCUGAGAGAUGGAGCCAUUAUGAAGUCGAGAAGACGUUGCAAGCUCAAGGUGACAUAAUUUUUGUCAGUUAUUCUUGUCCGUCGAAUUAAUUUUGAUUGAUUUCCGAUAAUAAACUGUGUUUUUUGAAGUCCAAUAUAAUGAUUUCAGAACUAAUGAGUGGUUUUUCCCCCCUUACAACCUGUUUUUACAGAUUUGGCCAACUCACAGCCCGAUGAAAAGGCCGUCAUGACCUAUGUCUCGUGUUAUUAUCACUACUUUAGCGGCAUGCGAAAGGUUUUUUCGUUUUGAAAUAACGCUCUCGGACGUUUCUGAGCACCUCUAGGGAUCACUUAAGAGUGCUGGCGCCUAAAGUGGUCACUAGAAAUGCUCAGAAACGAGUUCAUGUUGAUUUUUACAUGUUUUCUUCUCCCUUUUCGGUGAAAAUUGAAGAUUUUCAGGCCGAAACUGCGGCCAACCGAAUUUGCCGCGUCCUGAAGGUCAACCAGGAGAAUGAGAAGAUGAUGGAGGACUAUGAGAAUCUCGCCAGUGAUGUGAGGAAUUUCAAAUUAUUCACUGAAUCCUGAAAAAAUAAAGCGACAGAAUUGUUAAAAAUAGAGUUUCAAAAUUUGAAAAUGAGAAUUUAUACAAUAGAUCGCAUCAUUUUCAUGUUAAAAACUCAAAAAAAAAACGGAAAAAUGUUGAAUUUCAUCCAUUUUGAGGGUACGGUAGUCGGUUGUGCAUACACCGAUAGUCGAACCUGCACAAGUUGCGCUUUAAUUUACGACACUUUUUCAUUUCACUUGUUCCAGUUACGUUUCAAGUCGAUUAGUUGUGUUUUGAUCAUUGCUUUAGGUAAUAAACUGGCGCAUCGCAGCUGAAAAAAGUUUUAGUGGCCACUUAAGGGUUUUAACGUUUUAGUGGCCGCUUUAGGAGUGAAGUUAGUGGCUUUUUGAGUUGCUGAAAUUUAGUGGACUAGGAGUCUAUAUGGUAUUACUAGAUCCUUGAAACUGCUCUAGGAGCCACUAAGAUGCGGCUUCUAUAGAAGUGGCAUAAGUAGCCACUUUAGUGUUUUUUCCAAGUAUUUUUUUUCUCUUUUCACUAGAAACUUGAGUUUUUAUUUUAUUCGGAACAGGAAACCUUUUUUCUUGUAAUCCAGGUUAAGGGUUAGUUUAUCAUACUAUAUCACUAAUAUAUUUUAUUUUAUCUAAGUUUUUAAUUCAAGAUUUUUUUAGCGAUUUUUUUCAAAUUUUCAAUUUUAAGCUUCUCGCCUGGAUCAAUCGAUGGAUGCCGUGGCUGGCCAACCGCAGCACGGACGACACUUUGCCGCAAGCUCAGCAGAAACUUGAAGACUACCGUAACUACCGAAGGUAAUGUAGUGGGAUACGGUAGCCAAAAAUGCGUGAAAUUGACUUUCAACUGAAAUUUUUGACAUUUUUUGAGGGAUUUUUCGAUUUUUAACCUUUUUUCUUCUUACAAGAAAGACUUGCUUUAGUAUGAUUGUUGUUAAAAGAAAUUUUCCAGACGCGAAAAGCCGCCGAGGAUCGAGGACAAGGGACGUCUCGAGACGCUUUUCAACACCCUCCAAACUCGUCUCAGACUCUCCAACCGGCCAGCCUUCCUGCCCCGAGAUGGACAUCUCCUCAAGGACAUCCACGCCGCCUGGAACCGUCUCGAAGACUCGGAGAAGGGCUUCGAGGAGUGGCUCCUCAGUGAGAUCAUGCGGUAAGAUGCGGUCCAAGUCAUUAAACCUAGAAAGAUGGAUGAUUUGAAAUUUAAAGGGGAGGCUCCUGUAAAGACAUCUAAUGGAUCUUGGAGGAAUUUAUUCAAAAAAAAAAAAAACUUCCUGGACUUUUAUAGCCAUUGUACUGGUUUUUUUUCCGUUCUCAUAGCUCCGUAGGCCUUUUCAACUUGAAGAUUUCUGAAAUCUCGUAAUUUUUUCACUGCAAUCUCAGAGCGCAAAUCGUUACAGAGGAUCCUAUUGAAAUUUCCUGUUUUGCUAAUCGUGUCAAGACCCUUUUUGAACAUUCUCCCCAGUCCGAAGCGCAACAGGUUCUGACUAUGGUUCACAGGGUCACAAGUUCGAUCCCCGCCGCGACCCAAUCAAGGGGAGGGGAUAACGAUGAACUCAUAGUCUAGAAUGCUUUAGUUAAUAGAAUUAAUGGAAUUUAAUCAAUAAAUUAUUUAAAUAAUAUAAUUAAUAGAAUUAAAACGCUCCUUCACUCCUUAGAAUGCUUUCAGGGUUGAAAAGGAUCAAAAAAAACUCCAUAGAAAUAUUCCUUUUAGAGUGACUUUUUUGGUACCAUUUUGCGCCAUUUCAUCGGCUAUUUUGCCCCAUUUUUGCUGCCUCUUACUUUUUCCACCAUUUCUUGAGCUUUUAAAAUCCCAGAAAAAUGGAAGGAUCGAUAAAAGGACUCUUUUGGCGGCCUUUUUUGAGCCUCUCCCUUUUAGCCGCCAGUAUCCACCAUUCCGACUUCGCGCAAGAAGUUAGCACCGGAUGAAAUUAAUUAUUGGUUUUCCUUGACCCUAUCGAUCCCUUUACAGCCUCGAACGCCUCGAGCACCUGGCUGAGAAGUUCCGACGCAAGUGCGCCCUCCAUGAAGAAUGGGCCCACGGCAAGGAAGACGCCUUGAAGAGCAACGACUGGCGCAGCUGCGGACUCUACAAGAUCAAGGUCCUGGAAAGCUCCUUCAGGGCUUUUUCGAAGAGAUUCAGAUUUUGAUGAUCUCUAGGAAUCCCCUGACCCAAAAAAAAAAUUUUUUGGGGUUUUACUUCUUAGAACCUUUACUUUAAGGUCAUUUGUUAAACUCAAAUGAUCAUAAUUCUAUCUGUAGGUAUCCUGAACUCAUGUUUCAGGUACCAAAAAGUUCAGAAUUGUAUGCUUGAUAAUCCUGAAAGAACAGUACUUUUUAAAAAAUCUCAACUUCUACUAAAAUCUUCCUAUUUUAGCUUUAGGUAUAAACUUUAGAAUUUUAAGGCGAAAAAUUUGAUUUUUUCACUUUUCUAGGAACAGAGGAUAUCUCAGCGAAUAUUCAUAAGAUUCUGAAAUUUUUUUAAUUGUGUAAUCUUUUAGAUGAAAGUUUAGUGUAUUCCGCGCGACACAAUAGAGAAAAAGCUACCGUAAGCUCAAUUUUUUUUCGCUUCGAGACGUUGUGAAAAACUCUAAAAUUCGCGAAAACCAAAAAAGCCGUCAGACAGUGAGAAAGAUAACUAAAUUUGAGAGAUUUAGAGAUAAUUUUGCAUUUAGAAAAUUCAAUUUUGAACGAGGAAUGAAAAAAACAGGCGUAAUUAUAGAAAGUACAAGGAAAAUUGGAGUUUUUACCGAAUUUAUAGGAUUCUUGACGCGAAAAAAACGUGACAAGAAAUUGACCACUUCCAUAAUGAAAUAUCUACUUUUAGGCCCUUCGCAAACGGCACGAGGCCUUCGAAAGCGACCUCGGCGCCCACCAAGACCGCGUCGAGCAAAUCGCGGCCAUCGCCCGCGAGCUCAACAACCUCAGAUAUCCCGACAUCGGCCCGAUCAACUCCCGCUGCCAGGCGAUCUGCUCCCAGUGGGAUCGCCUCGGACAGCUGUCCUCCCAGCGACGCGAGCGCUUGGAGGAGGCUGAACGCAUCGCCGAACGUCUCGACACUCUUUAUCUCGACUUUGCUAAGAGGUGCUGGAAAAUGAAAAAGAGCUUGAAAAAUUGUAGGAGGGUUGUUUUAACUUGGAAUGGCUUGAUAUUGAUUGGAAUAGACCAAAAAACGAUUUUUUUUUAAGAUAAUCAGAAGUUUUCUCCUCGGAAAUCUUUAUCUCGACUUUGCCAAGAGGUGCUGGAAAAUGAAAAAAAAACAAAAGGCUGGAAAAAUUUUAGGGGGGUAGUUUCGGAAUUGGCCGCACUUGGAAUGGCUUGAUAUUGAUUGGAAUAGACCAAAAAACGAUUUUUUAAGAUAAUCAGAAGUUCUCUCCUCGGAAAGCUUUAUCUCGACUUUGCUAAGAGGUGCUGGAAAAUGGGAAAAAAAAGCUUGAAAAAUUGUAGGAAAGUGGUUUUGACCUUGGCCGCACUUGGAAUGGCUUUUUUAGAUAUAUUUAUGAAGCGACCUUUUAUCUGAACUCUGCCAAGAGGUGCGGGAGCUCUAGGUGUUGGAAAAAGGAAAAAAAGACUUGAAAAUAGAAAGGAAGGUUUUUUUUGGUCGCAUUUGGAAUGGCUUAUUAAGAGAGAUACUCUUGAUGUGAUUUUUUGUCCAAAUUAUUCUAGAUUUUAAGGAGUUUUUGGUGACGAAAAAUUAGAAAACUAGCUUUGAAAAAUCAUAGGAAGGUAAUUUUGACCUUGGCCGCACUUGGAAUGGCUGAACCAAAAAAAAUAGAAUUAUGGGAUUUCUUCACGCUUUUGUAACCGAGCUUGGUCAAGGAGAUUUUAAGCUUGAAAAAUUGAAAAAUCGAGUUUUUACCUUGGCCGCACCUGGAAUGGCUUCUUUAGAGAUAUUUUCUUGAUCAGAUUUUUUAUCCGAUUUUUUCUAAAGGCUUAAAAAUUCUCAGUGUCGAAAAAUGGAAAAAUGGUUAAAAACGAGAAAAAAAUGCUUAUGGUGAAGCAUAAUUCGCGCUGGAACUUGUUUGUGAUUUUUUUUUUUCGGGUUACGGUAGUAGGUUGUGUAUACACUGACACUAAUUUUCUGCACGGAAAACAAUUUAUUUGACGACAAUUUUAUCAUUUUUCUCUUUUUCCGUUUUUUAAAAACAUUUUUUUUAGAGCAGCUCCGUUCAACAACUGGCUGGACGGCGCUCGUGAGGACCUGGCCGAUCUGGUGAUUGUCCACGAAAUGCGCGAAAUCGAGGAGCUCGUCUCGGCUCACGACGCCUUCAAGUCGACUUUGGGAGAUGCUGAUCGUGAAUUCACCAGCAUCAGUCAGAUUGAACAGGUGCUGGCUGUACCUGAGCGCUUUUUGAAUGAAAAAAUUGGUCAUGAGAUGGUUAAUAAAGCUUGUAGUAGUUCAUUUAUUCGUAAAGCUUGGAAAAUUCUCAUUUGCUUUUUUUUCUCAGGAAGUCGAGCACCUCGUGACGUCACACGGCCUGGACCGCGAGCUCCUGCGCAACCCCUACACGGACCUUGCGGCCAGCGACAUCCGCCGCAAGUGGGGCGAAGUCCAGUCGGCGGUGCCGCGACGCGACGGUCAACUCCAAGGCGAACUCCGCCGCCAGCAGAGUAAUUUCGCCGCUUCGCGACGUUUUCGGGAUUGAGGACUUCUUAGACUCCUUAGAUUGCAUAAAAAGAGCCGAAAGCCGCGCCGAGUCGGCUGCAACUUCCUUGUGCUUUUCUUGAAGCCCUCUACCCCAAAAACUGGAGAACCAGUGUCUUCCAAACUGGAGGUUUCAGACAACGAACGCCUGAGGACCAUCUUCGCCGACAAGGCCAACAACGUCGGCCCUUGGCUCGAGAGGGAGCUGGAGCAGGUAAAAGAGAGCCGGAGAUGCGGGCUUGUGUAAGAGAAGCCACAAAAGAGUCUGGAAAAAAUAGCCUCCAAGGCCGAGGAAAGUGCGCUCCACGGAUAAUCGUAACUUUUUGAGCAGGUUUUUGCCAUGGUGGGCAUCCUGGGCUGGCCCGGGCUUUGGAAGAAGUUCGGCUAGGUCAAUAAAGUUUUAGAAUUCCAUCGAAAAAUGUUCCUUGGCUCAUAAUUUCAAUUGUGAAUAUCAUAGUUUCUGUUAAAUUUUAUUGAUUCGAAGAGAAAAUGGGCGCUAUUUGGGCCAUACCGGGCUUAGAGAAUGGUCGGGAAGGGGGAGGGCGAUAGGCGGGCUGAACAAGCCCGGGGAGGACGAUAGGCGGACCAAACAACCCCGGGAAUUUGCCAAAAGGCGCUAGAGGUUGCUGUAAGUGCGCUCCAUGGAUAAUCGAAAAAUUCUCCGGACUCAGACUACGGUAAUUUUGAAGGUUCUUGCGAUCGGCCUCGGUGGUCGCGGACGUCUCGAAGACGCGAUUCAACAACUCCGGUCGAUCCAAAGAAACGCCCUCGGCUACAAGCCGAACUUGGAGGAACUCGAGAGGAUAUACCAGGAAAUGCAGGAGAACUUUGUUUUCGAGAACAGGAAGUCGAGGUUCUUCAGAAACCAAAAAGGGCGGGUUGAAUAAGGGAAGCUUCAGAUAUUCCAUGGAAUCGCUCCGUGUCGGAUGGGAAAGCCUGUUGACCAGCAUCAACAAGACGAUCAAUGAGCUCGAAAAUCAGGUUUUUUUUUUGUUUCUAGUUGAUAUUUUCAAUAUCACUGCAUCCCAGGUGCUGCUCCGCGACAGCAAGGGCAUCAGCGAGGAGCAGAUCGCCGAGUUCCGCAACUCGUUCAGCCACUUCGACAAGGACCGGGCCGGCCUCGAUCCCGAACAGCUCCGGGCGUGCCUCAUCUCCGUCGGCUACACCAUCCGGCCCGGACGCGAGGUUUACCCAAAGGCUGUCAUUUUUUGGAAACUCCGUUCAAAUUUGGCCCCACUCCGUAAUGUACCGUCGCGUGUAGGGAAAUCGAAAAAUGCGGACUUUUUGAUUUGGCGCCAAAAAACGUAUCGCUUCUCAUCAGAUGCCGCAGCAGCCUUUCAAUCGGGGCUAUUACUCGUUCUAGAAUCGCCCACCCCCCAUCAAGGAAAGUUUUUGACGGGGGAAGUUAGAGCUUUUUGAUGGGGGCUAUAUCUUGUUUUAAAAUCCCCCUCUCAGGGAAAUUUUUCGACGUAUGAGGGGUGAAAUCAAAGGCUUUUUGAUAAGGGCUAUAUCUCAUUCUGAAAUCCCUCCCUCCCGCCCCCCCCGACUUUUUUUAUUCUAGAAUCGUCCCCCCCAACUUUUCUAUUUUCUAGAAUCAUCCCCCCACCCCACAAAAACAUGGGAAGCCUAUCUGGAAUAAUCCUGACCCUAACUGUUCAAAUUUUAAAAUUCUAGUACAGUGACGUCAUUUGAAAACGCUCUGUGAAUGGCUCGCUCUUUUAUUGUAUUAUGACGUCAUUAGGGGCGGAGCUUAAGCGACGACUUGACAUUCAAAACCUGAACAUAUAUCUCCAACAAUGACGCGGCUCAAUUCAUCAUUUACCUAUCAAUAACUAUCGAGAAAAGGUCGAUUCUGAAGUCUGUCGUCUUCAGGGCGACGCCGAGCUCCACCGAAUCCUCGCCCACGUCGACCCCAACCGCAUGGGUCGCGUACCUUUCGAGGCCUUCCUCGACUUCAUGACCCACGAACACGCCGACCAGGACACCGUCGAGCAGAUGAUCGACUCGUUCCGCGUCUUGGCUGCUGGAAAGGUGAGGAUUCUGAAGACGUGGAAAUGGCCCUCCUUGAAGAUUUCAAUGCUCAAGUGGUCACUAAUCGAUAGAUUGAUUAGAAUGACGGCAUUUUCAAAGUAAUUAUACAUGACGUCACUUUGAAUCUCUGAAGAAACCAUGACGUCAUCUUGUUGGGAUGAUGACGUCAUUGAUUUUUAUAAGUGCUAACUUAAGGUGAAAAAUGACGUCAUCAGUUUGAUUGCUGAUGACGUCAUUCAAGGCUUUUUCGAUAAUAUGACGUCAUAUCCAUAAUUUUGGUCUUAAUGACGUCAUUAUUACGUUCAGCGUCUUUUUUUUUGAGUAGUGAAGAUUUAAUAGAGCCAAAAUUGGUUGAUUUUCAAUUGGAGGUCUUUUCUUGAACUAUGACGUCAUAAUUCGAGGCGAUGACGUCAUAGAUCACCUCUUUCUUGAUUAAAUUCUGUUUUUUUUUUCUAAAAAUGUUAGGUUAAAGACGAAGGUUUCACUAUAGGGACGUCAUAAACAGAUCUUUCGAGUUUAUUUUAGUACUCUUACGUAUUUUUCAAGGUCCAGAAGCCUUGAAUGACCUGAAAUGGCUCUUCUUCGAGACCUUUAUAGAAUUAGGCUAUGCUCCUUUAAAUUUAUCGAGACUGAAUAAUCACUAUUCUAGCCGUUCAUCACGGCCGACGAGUUGGAACGAGAGCUGCCGCGCGACCACGCGGCCUACUGUAUCGCGAGAAUGGCGCCCUACCGAGAUCCCUCGGCCCCGCCCCGUUCCUACGACUACGUCACCUUCAGCCGCAGCUUGUACUCUCAAUAA
Caenorhabditis auriculariae is the source of this 16450-nucleotide messenger RNA. The record is from the annotation of a GenBank genome assembly. NCBI's taxonomy places the organism in Eukaryota, Metazoa, Nematoda, Chromadorea, Rhabditida, Rhabditidae.